Gamsiella multidivaricata is the source of this 741-nucleotide messenger RNA. RefSeq lists its product as uncharacterized. Bases 1 to 741 code for a protein of 246 amino acids. The transcript has a single exon. The record is from RefSeq and is a predicted model, not a curated record. NCBI's taxonomy places the organism in Eukaryota, Fungi, Mortierellomycota, Mortierellomycetes, Mortierellales, Mortierellaceae.
AUGCCUCUGACGCGCCCACCGCCAGCCAUGUUGAGCAGCCGCAAUGACCCCAUUCCAUUUAGCCCAUCGAUCCACCCCACUAUCACCUACACACUUACAGCAGGAGGUGUCUUGACACCAAAGGUCAAGUGCACAUCAGAAAACAAGAAGGAAUGUUAUACCUUCCAGUCCAAGUCCGAUAGUAGUAAUAGGAGCAUGACAGUCAAGGACCAUAAGAGUAACCAAGUCUGCAAGGUCAAAAGCAAGGGCGAAUAUCUCCUGGACCUCUAUCUCACCACAGAUUCAAAGGACAUCAAUGUCCAAUUCCGAGAUAUGAUUGCUUUCAAGAAGGCCGUUGAAAAGAAUUCGCUCCAGUACAAGAAAGCUUCAUCGACAUAUUCACCCGAGUAUGACUUUGAACGGCCUGAGCGAUACCUCACGGACAGUGGACCAAACAGCAUCUGCUGGGCAUUUGAAUUUGAGGGUCGAAUUUACCAGUGGACCGCGGGUAACGGUCAAGGCAUUCUGGCUCCACCAGGCUCCGAUGUGCUGCUGUGUCAUACGACUAGUCUUGGGCCAGCCACGAAAGUGGCCAAGCUACAGAGUAGCCAUACGGGGGCCUCGGAUAAGCUGAUCAUCCAUUCAGCAUCGAUUGCCAGUGUUGUCGACAAGACUGGGCUCCAGAUUCUUCUCUUGACCAGCGUGCUCAGCCUGAUGGAGAUUAUGAACGAGAGGAGCCGGGAACUCGUAGACUUUGAUUAG